Messenger RNA from Botrytis cinerea B05.10, 1366 nucleotides. It is a transcript of the gene Bccox6, whose product is annotated as Bccox6. Gene Ontology annotation, cellular component: mitochondrial inner membrane. Lineage: Eukaryota; Fungi; Ascomycota; Leotiomycetes; Helotiales; Sclerotiniaceae. The transcript has 4 exons. Gene Ontology annotation, biological process: mitochondrial electron transport, cytochrome c to oxygen. Bases 262 to 759 code for a protein of 165 amino acids. The record is from RefSeq and is a predicted model, not a curated record.
GUAAUAUGACAUAUAAGAAAGAGCAAAAAUAUACCUUAGACAUGUAGGUAAGCAGAGGUGGGAUACUCGAAAGACGGAAUGACCUGACAUCAACAUUAUUCAAGGCCUCGGGUGCUGAGCAUAUGACUAAGCAAUAUUCAUAACCAAUCACAGCACAUGGAUUGACUUGGUCUGGAAAUUGUCGAAACUGUGCAAUUUUGACUUCAAACCCGUCGAAAGUCCACGAAAUACCGAAUAACCUCACCACAACAGCUUUUCCUAAUGUCGUCAACUAGAAUUCUGCGUAUUGCUACGCGCGCGCAGCCAUCGGCCAUUUUCAGAUCCAAUGGACUCCGAAGCUUCACUCCUCGUGCUGCCCCAACAAUGAGCGCAACCUCUGCCAACUGUUUCAGCACCACAAGCCGUAGUUUGUCUGCCGAUAAGGACGGGCAAGAAGCCGGUCACCACGAGGAGAGUUUCGAGGAAUUUACAGCUAGAUAUGAGAAGGAAUUCGAGCAAGUUCAAGACGUUUUCGAGCUCCAGCGAAACCUCAACAACGCUUUUGCCUACGAUCUCGUGCCUUCCCCAUCCGUCGUCGUUGCCGCAUUGAAAGCCGCAAGAAGAGUUAACGAUUACCCUACAGCCGUACGAAUCUUCGAGGGUAUCAAGGCAAAGGUCGAGAACCGUGGCCAAUACGACCAAUAUUUGGAGGAACUUAAGCCUCUCCGUGAGGAGUUGGGUGUCAGCUUGAAGGAGGACCUCUACCCAGAGUCUAAAUAGAUGAUGAUAAUGGUGAAGGACGGAAGAGCUUUUGUAGAUGGAGGGAAAAUGAUGCUGAGGAUAGAUGGACGGAGUGCUUCAUGACUCUGAAUUGCGACUUUUCUUAUCUGUACAGCUGUAUUAAGAAUCACAAUCCACCACCCACCAGUUUGGAAAAGACCUGUCAAUUGCCAUCGUAUUCAGUGAUAAGAAGGAUUUUGAUAUUUGUUACUAAUACCAGUCUACAAUUCUAUGGGGGAAAAACUAUGGAUUAGAUGGUGGCUGAGGAUGGGGGAGGGGAUUAGGGAGCUUUAAUGUUAGGGCUGUUCAGAAAACAUCAAGUCAUACCAUUGUGCAGAAACAGUUUCGGCUCAGGUCAUAAUUCUCAAGGUCAAGAUAGCUCUAAACUUAUGGAAGGCUAGACCAUGAGUUUAAGACGGUCUUAAACUUCUUGAAAUUUGAACUAUGUACAGGCAACCUUAUAUGAAGCAGUUAGGCUUCAAAGAUGUAUCCUACAGAUGUCCAUAGGGGACCUGAUUUAGGGUUGGUGUGGAGACAUUGUUAGACAGGUCAAGCAAAACGAUUUUAGAGACUCGAUACAUGAAUAUUCUUAUAGAUAAAUGACUCA